AUGAUCUCCAAAAUAUCCUCGGAUUACGAGGUGCUGGACCAGUACCAGUCGGACUCACGGCACCUGAAAAUCAUUCACGUGGGUGCAGGCGCUUCGGGACUCUUGGCUGCCUACAAAGCGGAGAGACUAUUGAAGAACUUCGAAUUAACCGUGUACGAAAACUAUCGCGGUUGUCAGAAACCCAACGAUCGGAGGGACUUGACCUAUUCUUUUGAACCGAAAUACGAUUGGUCUGGCUUCUACGCAUACGCAAUCGAAAUCCAAAAAUAUUUCGCCGAUUUUUAUGAGAAAUACCAGCUAGAUCGAUAUGUACGUUUGAACACGGAAGUCCUGAGUGCCACGUGGCUAGAAGCAGAGGGCGAAUGGGAAUUGGAGCUGAAAAAAGACGGCAUUAUAUUUACAGAUCGAUGUAAUGUGUUAAUCAAUGGAACUGGUGUUGUCAAUAAAUGGAAAUGGCCAGCGAUUAACGGUUUACACUCAUUCGAAGGGCCUCUGUUGCACAGUGCCAAUUGGGACUCCAGCUUGAAUUGGAAGGACAAACGAAUCGCAGUAUUAGGAACUGGCUCCAGCUCUAUUCAGAUGGUACCCUGCUUAGCAAAUGGCGCGAAGAGAUUAACAGUGUUUGCUCGAAAUCAGACAUGGAUUGCCCCUCAAGUUCCAUCCGAUGUGCAAAAGGCAGAUCCAAGCGGCGAGACGCCGGCAGCAGCUGGAAAGCAUCACUAUAUUGCUGCGGAAAAAGAGAGGUUUCGUACCGAUCGAGAGUUUUUCCUACAAUAUCGAAAGAACCUUGAGUCGAGGCUGACCGUCUCGUUUCCUGUAUUCAUUCGUGGGACGGAGCAAAACAUCAAAACGAAAGAGGCCUUUCGAGAGAGUAUGCUGCGGAAGAUAGGCCCUGGACAUGACGACCUCAAAGCAAAACUCAUCCCCAACUGGUCACCGGGCUGUCGAAGAUUGACGCCUGGAGAGGGAUAUCUUGAGACUUUGACUCAAGACCACGUCUCGGUGAUCUACGACGAAAUUGUGCAAAUCACCCCAAAAGGGAUUUUCACCGCAUCGGGAAGCGAUCUCGAGUUCGAUAUAAUCGCCUGUGCGACGGGUUUCUAUACCUCGUACAGGCCUCAUUUCAAGAUUGUCGGUAUGAAUGGCGCCGUGAUGCAGGAGGAUUGGAGCGAAGAGCCAAAUAUCUACCUAAGCAUCACAGGACCUAAAUAUCCCAAUUAUUUUGUCAUCAAUGGUCCGACCGGAAACUGGGGCCAAGGCUGCGCACUUCCGUCGCACGAAGUGCAGUUGGAGUACGCUUUCCAAUGCGUCAAGAAGAUGCAAGAAGAAGGCAUCAAGGCCAUGGAAGUACGGCAGGAGCCAACGACCCAGCUCAACGUGCAUAUCGACGCCUGGCAUCAGAAAUACAGCGUGUGGGCAGAAGAUUGUCGCUCUUGGUACAAAGACAACAAUCCAAAUGGCCGGGUGUACAUAUGGCCUGGCAGCCUGUUGCAUCAUUUGAAGGCCCUGCGAACGCCGCGCUACGAGCACUACGACCUGCGCUACCUCAACAACAAUGUCUGGGCCUUCUUGGGCAAUGGGAGGACAGAUCUGGAGUUGGCGCACGAGAAAGGGCAAAAAGUCGACCUGGCACCAUACAUUCGCGAUGAAGACGUGCCUUGGACUCUUGACUUGGACAAACUGUUGGCCUGA
Cladophialophora psammophila CBS 110553 is the source of this 1692-nucleotide messenger RNA. RefSeq lists its product as uncharacterized. Gene Ontology annotation, molecular function: flavin adenine dinucleotide binding; NADP binding; N,N-dimethylaniline monooxygenase activity. The coding region runs from base 1 to 1692 and encodes 563 amino acids. Lineage: Eukaryota; Fungi; Ascomycota; Eurotiomycetes; Chaetothyriales; Herpotrichiellaceae. The transcript is spliced from 11 exons. The record is from RefSeq and is a predicted model, not a curated record.